This is a messenger RNA of Brugia malayi, 1113 nucleotides long. RefSeq lists its product as uncharacterized. NCBI's taxonomy places the organism in Eukaryota, Metazoa, Nematoda, Chromadorea, Rhabditida, Onchocercidae. The record is from RefSeq and is a predicted model, not a curated record. The coding region runs from base 1 to 1113 and encodes 370 amino acids. The transcript is spliced from 10 exons.
AUGAUGGCAACCGAAGAGUUACAACGUCAAACGCAAAUGCCAAUUUGCAGAUAUGAAAUUCUCGGUGGAAGUGCAACAGGUAUGCAAAUACGAUAUGCAAAAGUUGGUGACAGUGUGUAUCACAGGUGGACAUGUUUAUCCGAGACUAAAGGUCUGUACUGUAUGAGAGUUCAUACAUGCACUGUAAGUGAUGGACAAGGUGGUGAAGCAGUAGCAGUUAUUGAUAAAAAAGGGUGUUCAGUAGAUAAAUACUUAUUGCUGGAUUUGGAAUAUAUAGAUGAUCUAACAGCUGGACAAGAAUCAUAUGUUUUCAAAUUUGCCGAUCGUCCAGCACUUUAUUUCAAUUGUCAACUAGAGUUGACCACUAAAGAUCAUCAUUUGGGAUGUGCAAAUGAGCGACCAACUUGUAAAGGUCAAAUUCGAGUGGAAGCAUCAGAACAAAGUUAUGAGCAAUCUAUUGCUGCUACGGAAGAAGAAACACAAGCACCUAUCUACCAAAACAACAAUAAGGAACAAAGUUAUCCAAAUCCACUUGAUAUUGACUACAAAAGUAAUGAAUCACCGUAUCAAAGUAAUGAAGUUGUCUAUGCGCCACCACCUGGUCCACCAGCUCCUCCAACUCGAUCAUCUGAUUCAUCGCAUUUUCGAUUUUCGCCAAAAUCAGUCUACUCUAUUGAUAGUAAUUAUGAUGAUAUUUCUACGCCAUCAAAUGCAGAAGAAUACGGUCAUUUACCGCCACGAGAAACAACAGCGAUUUAUGAGGAAGGAAUUGCUUAUAAGCGAUUAAUCAGAAGGAAACGAAAUUCAACCAAUCAAUAUUUCUCAUCUAAUGCUACGACUAUAUUACGGCCAAAGUUACGUAUUGCAAAUGUUGACCUUCCUGAACAGUGCAUAACUGUAUUUGACCUCGAUGAUGAAAAUAACGGAGAAAUACAGUCAGCAAAUUUAAAUCGAUUACUCAAUCCAAUUACAACUACCAGGACAUGUUUGUCAACAGCUCGAUUGACAAUGUUAAUAGUUAUCACUGUGAUAACAUUUUCAAUCUCUGUCUUAGCAUUGAUAUUUGUUUUACGAAAGCAACGAAUAUUUUUGCAUAAUAAUUUCAUCAAAUGA